AUGGUUUUCUCAACGGGAGCUGGUGUAGCUGCUCAGGUCCCCAGUAUUGCGCCGAGUGCAGAUGCAGCCAGAGGAUUUGUGAAGCGUAUUGUAAUGGAAGCAGUGUUUGAUGUUCUCGAACAACAGGGUCGUGCAGCCGGGUUAUCCGAUCCUAUAAUCCAAAUCAUUUUGGACCAACUUACUGUCAACAUCAUGUACCAACCACUGGAAUGCAACACUGUAGGUGUGAACCCAAGGCCAAAUGUGAAUACGUCCAGAAAGGCAAUGGAGAAUAUCAUUCACGAAUACUACUCAGAUCUUUUCGAUAGCUACCUCCAGCUCCAGUCAUAUGAAAUAAAGGAGGAUGGAUAUGUCGUACCAUCGGCUCCUGCUUUCGAAAUCCGAUAUACUGUUUCAUUUGUGAAGAAUCGAACAACAUCCGCCAGAUCUCACAGACGUACUGGCUCGGCUGUUCACAUGUUCGCUGUCUGA
Messenger RNA from Angiostrongylus costaricensis, 471 nucleotides. NCBI's taxonomy places the organism in Eukaryota, Metazoa, Nematoda, Chromadorea, Rhabditida, Metastrongylidae. The record is from the annotation of a GenBank genome assembly.